GCUAUGAAAGAAGCGUAAUCGUUAUACUUGAAAGAAGUUUGCGAGCUCCGAAAAGAGUGAAAAUUCGAACGAAAGUGGAGGCUACCUUUAGAUAAUUUAGACGAAAUACUCGAUGUUUACUAGGAAUUAAUUUGAUGACCGAAUUCAGCGAAUAUUUUUCAUCAUGACAACUGUGAAAAUUCAUGGUGGAAUUGACAUUUUACGAUUACCUGUCAACCAAGACGAAUGCAUCUUUCCACCGUGGCACAUUAAAUACACGCAGUCUCACAUAUUACAUUCUAAAUGUUCCAAAAGUGAAAAUGGCUGUAGUGCUGACGAUACAAAUGCUUGCCAGUUUUGCAUUUUCAGUCAUACCUUAGACCUGCCACACAUGCCAGACAUGGUAUUUCCAAACAAUAUAUUACUCCUAAAGCAUCAAAGCGGUGCAGAACUACAAUUCAAUGCUCUGGAUGCUUUGAAAACUGUUUCAAAUGGGAAAGUUAACGUGCAACUCGCGUGUGCGGAAGCAUGGAAAGAAUCUAGGUUGGAGAGCAGCGAGUAUCUAGAAGAAAAAGUAAAGCCAUUCGAUUGGACGUUUACUAUUUCUUACACGGGUACAGCGUCUAAUUUAGAAGUUCAAGAAACUAACGAACGGAUCGAUAUGGAUAAAUUGAAGAGAAGAGAGAAAAUCCUGUUUUAUCACGAUUUAACGUUAUUCGAAGAUGAACUUCACGACAACGGUAUCGCGGUUUGUUCCGUGAAAAUUCGCGUUAUGCCCAGCAGCUUUUUCAUUUUGUUAAGAUAUUUUUUGAGGAUCGAUAACGUAAUGAUAAGAAUUAACGAUACUCGGAUUUAUCACGAGUUCGGGCAAGACUAUAUGUUGAGAGAGUACACGACGAGAGAAGCCAAGGUUGAAGAGUUACGCGUUCCACCUUCGCUCUUCAUAGAGCCGAGCGAGAUAGCUCCACAUUUACCUUUAACUGGAAGCUACUAUCAUAAAUUAAUAAUUCCCUCGAGUAAAACGGAACCGGUCACGAACAAUGAAUCAGUCAAUGCAACAAUAACCGAUGGUCAAGCUGUUAGCACCAGUACAAAUAAAACAGACAAUUCGGUUACUUAAAAGUUGCAUCAACGCGGGAAAUAUCAGUCCAAGAUAAAUAAUAACCGAACAACUAUUGAUAAAAUGAAACGUUUAAAGAAUUUCAAAAGUAAUAGAACAAUUCAAAAGUUGCUACGUGAUUCACUGGAAUAUCAUAAACGCUUUCAUUGUAUUAUGAUUCCACAAAAUUUAGUCAAAAAAUUUGAAAUUUGCGAUAUUUAAUAUACAAAUAGAGCAUACAAAUGUUGUUUUAUUGUUCACUUCUAAAUAAAGGCUUUUUAAAUAUAA
Hylaeus volcanicus is the source of this 1366-nucleotide messenger RNA. RefSeq names its product TIP41-like protein. Gene Ontology annotation, biological process: TOR signaling. The record is from RefSeq and is a predicted model, not a curated record. The transcript has 6 exons. Gene Ontology annotation, cellular component: cytosol. Lineage: Eukaryota; Metazoa; Arthropoda; Insecta; Hymenoptera; Colletidae. Bases 164 to 1099 code for a protein of 311 amino acids.